UAAAAAGAGUUAUAAAUUAAUCAUUUCAACUUUGGGCAAGGAGUCUAGGUGUUGUAUUUGUAGCCUGCACUUACAUAAACACAGCAAGGGACAGUUAACUAAUGAGUGGCUGGAGUGAGAAAUGGAAGCUCUAAGACUAUCUAAAACAUUUAAACAUAUUUUCCACAUAGGAGACCAUGCGGUUGUUGCCUUUGCUUUCUUACAACAGAGACAAGUCAGUAAAAGUCCAAAGGAAAGACUGAGGUUUUACAUUUCUGUUUGUGGUACAGGAAAAGGGUUACGAUCUCAGUGGUUGAUUCAGUGAAAUAACAUCUCCUUUAUACACAUCUGCCUAGCAAGUAGGGCGGUAUUUGGAAAUACCCAGGCUAUAGCAUUAAAGAUUUGCUGGCAAAUAGCAAAGGGAUUUUCUGCCGAGGAAAAAUUGUUAUAUUGAGUAGUCACUUUGCAUGCUUAGGAGUUAACAGACAAAUACCAAACAGCCUGGACUUACAGGGUAUUUUUUAUUUUGUAAAGUACUUAACAUACUGUGAAGUGGCUCAGCUGCAUUUUUUACAUCCAAGAUGUGACAGCAAUGAUUCUAAACAAGAAGAUACAGUUGUUAUUUGACUAUGGCCUAUGAAGAAAAACAGCCUUCCGCAGGAGUCAGGUUUUUCUGCCUCUGUUGACAUUUAGCCAUUGAGGAGUAGUGAAAGUUGUUGGCACUGUCAUGCCACAUAAAUGGGAAUAUGAGAGGAAAAAACUGAAGAUGGAUCGACAGAGCAGCAUUGGGAGCAGGAAAUCAAAGAAGUUUCGCUCCAUUUCAAGAUCACUCCUACUUUGUAAUGCCAGGAAUACUGAUGAUGGGUCAAGUCCAGAUGAGAAAUGCCCUGAUCCCUUUGAGAUUUCUGCCAACUGGGAUCGAAAGGAAAUUGACAGUUGCCCUAGACUACAAGCACCAUGCACUUCAGAACCAGAAGACAGCACUCCUUAUCCUCUUGCGAUCAAUAAGGCGCUGCAGCCCAAAGCUGAUGCGACGGAGAGCUGCAAGAAUAUGAAAAGAAAGUUCUUCAUCAAGGACGGCUGCAUCUGGAGGCUUUGCAUUGCCACUGGAAAUGAGGGCCUGGGGAUCCAAAUUGCUAGAAGCACUAACUGCACUUCUGUUGGCAAAGGGUUCACAGUCAGCCAAGUGAUCAAUGGAGGUGCUGCCCACAGGGAUGGUCGUCUAAGCGCAGGGGAUGAACUGUUAACACUGAAUGGACAAUCACUUAAAGAGCUCACCAGUAAAGAGGCUGAAUCUCUCAUUCAGUCAGCAACAGGCCUGGUGAAUUUGGUGAUUGCUAACAAGAAUUCACUAGGGGAAGCAGGCCAGAAUGAGGACGUGUUUUUUUAUGAUUUGGCAAUGGCGCCACCUGCUGCUGAAGAGGAAAGUUAUCAUUCAUUACCUCACUCUGAUAGGCUACCUCCAAACAGCUCCACUAAAACAAGGCUUCAGGAAGAAUCCUCAACAGGUGCCUAUAAUGAAAGGCCUAUUAAAUUGGAAAUACAAACUAAUUGUUUUGUGCACUCUAAAGCCAUCUGCCAAAGGACUCGCAGUAAUUCAACCAGUGUAAAUCCAUAUUGGAUAGGGGAAAUUGACUAUCCAGUGUCAAGGAAAUCAGCAGCAUACAGAGACAGACAGCCUCAUUCUCUCUACAGUAACCGGAAGUCACUCUCUCAGCAGCUAGACUGUGCAGUAGGAAGAGGUCCGCUAGCAGCAAGCACAGCCACUGUGACCACAGAAGCUGAAUGGCCAAUCACCUUGCUAGCCACAUAUGGAAACUGCAGUGCUGCUGAACUUGAAGAACUUUACACAGGCCCUUCUGCAGAGGCUGUUUCAAAACCUUCUAGAUCGCUGAGCACUGCUCAGUUAACACAUGCGUCUUGUGGCUCACCAGCUUCCGUAAUAUCAAACAUUGUUUUGAUGAAAGGCCAAGGGAAGGGGUUGGGCUUCAGUAUUGUUGGAGGGAAGGACAGCAUUUAUGGGCCCAUUGGCAUCUACGUUAAGACCAUCUUUCCAGGUGGAGCUGCUGCGGCUGAUGGAAGGUUACAAGAAGGGGAUGAAAUUCUGGAACUGAACGGAGAAUCAAUGCAUGGAUUAACGCAUUAUGAUGCUUUACAAAAAUUCAAGCAGGCCAAAAAGGGUCUCCUCACCCUGACAGUCAGGACAAGUCUUAACACCCCUUAUUCUGCCUCUAACUACCUAUCGUCUCACUUAUGCCCGUCUCUGAGCUCCAGCACUAAGAUAACCAAGGAAAACAGCUCUUUCAGUUCAGCUGGUGCUGCUCUCUUAUUAAACACCUCCAAGCCCAAUGACAGAGUUAUAAUGGAAGUUUCCCUGACCAAAGAAGCUGGUGUUGGCCUAGGAAUUGGCUUGUGCAGUGUCCCAUACUCCCAGUGCAUUUCAGGGAUAUUUAUUCAUACCCUCUCACCAGGCUCCGUGGCUCAUAUGGAUGGGAGGCUCAGGUAUGGAGAUGAAAUCAUAGAAAUUAAUGAAGCGCCAGUCCAAAAUAUGACACUUAAUGAAGUUUAUGCUCUUCUAAGUCACUGCAGUCCUGGUGCUGUGCAGAUUAUUAUUAGCAGACACCCUGAUCCACAGGUAUCCGAACAGCAGCUAAAGGAAGCUGUGGCACAAGCUGUGGAAAACAACAAAUUUGGAAAGGAGAGGCACCUAUGGAAUACCGAAGGUUUUAAAAGACUGGAAACUAGCUGGCAUGGCAGAUACCAGCAUGAAAAACACAUUGAGAAGACAACUGCUUCUUGCAACCACAGAGCUCAGAAAUUAAUGACCCGUUCCAGCAGCGACAGCAGUUACAACACCAGGUCAACGUGCAAUAAUGGCACCACAUACCAGCUUGCUGACUUGAAGGCAAAAGUACACAGUGUCGACGUACCAAUUAGCAGAAAGCCUGGCUUGCUGGAUUCAUUGCCUGGAACCAGUUUGGAGAACCAUUCCUCUCCCACUGGCCACGAAGCAGACCAUCCCUCUCAGAAUGUAAAAAGAUCUUCAGAGAUUCUUGUUAGAAAACCUAAAUCAUCAAAGCCCAAACCUCCACCCAGGAAGUAUUUUAAACAAGACUGCACAGACACUGACCAGUGUAACACAGACAUGAAAGAGAAGUCUAUGCUACAGGAUGAUGGGAGCCCAUCUUCUGCCAAUGUUCAGGAAGGAGACCUGCUGCUACAGGGAAAUAAAACAGUUAUAACCCACAGUCUCUCUGCAACUUCUAUAACAUCAAGAGGUACUGAACACUCAGUUGUAGUGGCAGCAAACAGAGACCAAGAAAGGAAAGCAAAUCCAGGGAAUCCUCUCUCAUCAGUACAAAGGCCUGUUCUUAGAAGACAAGCACGGGUAGAUUACAGUCUUGAUACUCCAGCAGAAGACCCCUGGGUGAGAAUUUCUGAUUGCAUCAAAAGCUUGUUUAAUCCUACGAUGAGUGGAGAAAGCAGUCACUUAGAGUUGGACCCCAACAUCAACGCAAACGAAGAAAAUGGAGGUCCCAGCUGUCCGGAAGUGGUGCUGCAGACAUCAGAAGCAGAAACAGAUGCUUCAAAAGCACACAAAUCAGAUGAAAGUGACAUGGGGAAAAAGGGCCCUCCAGUAGCACCUAAACCAGCCUGGUUCCGCCAAAGCCUCAAAGGUUUGAAGAAAGGAAAUUCACUUAUCAGCACACGGGCAGAUCAAAGUUCCACUGACCCCCCGAGUCCUUCUGGCAAAGAAUGGGGCUCCAGUUUAUCACGGGCCUCACCCAGAGGAUCAUCAAUAAAGCAGAGAAUAAACUCAUUUGAAACUUUCAGUGCUCCUCAGUCUCCUGAAAAAGGAAACAGAAAAACUAGCCCAAAGCCAUCAUUCCAGAAAGAAAAUUCUCCCAGCCCACAGUCCUCAUUCUGGAAGGAAAGCUCUCCCAGCCCAAAGCCAUCAUUCCGGAAAGAAAAUUCUCCCAACCCACAGUCCUCAUUCUGGAAGGAAAGCUCUCCCAGCCCACAGUCAUCAUUCCGGAAGGAAAGCUCUCCCAGCCCAAAAGAGCCAGAAUCACCUGCAGUUAAUUCAAACCAAGCCGCUUAUAAUCAAGGUUCUGAUAACAGACAACUACAAUCAACUCCAGCUGUGGUUUCAAAGACACAGAGCCUGGACAGAUCCUGCUCUCCCACAGAGGCACUUGCUCCUAGUCCAAAGAGAAGCAACAGCACAAGUACUGAAAUUUCCUUGGACUUAUUACCUUCGCAAGCCACAGAACUUCACUGCCCAGUAGCAAAAGCUCAGAGCCAAAGAACACGAAGCUUCCCCCUUACUGCUAGCCAGUCUUGUGAAAUGAAGACACAUGAUGAAAAAUACAGCAAAAUCUAUUCCAUCAGCAGUCAAGUGUCCUCUGCUUUAAUGAAAUCUUUGCUUUGCCUUCCUCAGUCACCGAUCAUUUCUGGGAACAAUCCAUGGAGCACUGUGGAAGCAUCACCUCAGUCCUCCACGGAAGAGAAUGGAGCCCCUCACUCACCUGCGAGUGAGAGUCAUCAUUCAGACACUGGAUUUUCUCUUAACCUCUCUGAACUGAGAGACUAUACAGCGAGUUUAACAGACAGCGGGAAAGAGGAAGAGAAACUGGAACCCUGCUCAUCUCAAGCAUCUGGUGUAUCUGGGCAGUCAGUCAUCUCUCUGCUUUCCCCUGAAGAAUUGAAGAAGCUUAUAGAAGAAGUAAAAUCACUAGAUGAGGCUACCUUGAAGCAAUUUGAUGAUAUUCAAGUUACAAUUUUACAUAAAGAAGAAGAUGCUGGUCUUGGAUUCAGCUUGGCAGGAGGAAUCGAUCUAGAAAACAAAGUUGUUACUGUUCACAGAGUAUUUCCUAAUGGACUAGCAUCUCAGGAAGGAACCAUCCAGAAAGGAGAUGAAGUUUUAUCCAUUAAUGGAAAGUCUCUUAAAGGUGCCACUCACAACGAUGCCUUGGUGAUCAUGCGCCAAGCCCGACAGCCAAGACAAGCUGUCGUAGUGACUAAAAAAGCUACAGAGGAAGAAAAAAGUUUUAAUGUUUCACUUGACUCCACUACUUAUUCUACAGAAAGUGAAACCUCCACAGAAGCCUCAACUGAAGACACAGUCCUCACGGUAACUCUGGAAAAGACACCGGCUGGCUUAGGAUUCAGUCUGGAAGGCGGGAAAGGCUCCAUCCAUGGAGAUAAACCCAUUACCAUCAACAGGAUUUUUAAAGGAGCAGCAUCAGAACAAAGCAGUCCUGUUCAGCCUGGUGAUGAGCUAUUGCAGCUGCACACAACUGUACUGCAAGGACUCACCCGUUUUGAAGCUUGGAAUAUCAUCAAGGCAUUACCCGACGGGCCCAUCACUGCCAUCCUCAAGAGGAAAAAUCCAAGUUCUGUUCCCGCCAAAUCAUCUGAAACUUUGCCAGGAGAAGAAUGAAAUGGCUGCCAAUUUUAAAACAAACUCAAAACAUUCAUUACUCAAAGCCAUAUGCCAACAUGCCACAGAUAUUGUGAAAGUACUGACGAUCAUAUUGCAAGUUGUCUUUGCAACCUCAAAGCAAGCUGUCCAGAAUAAAAGGAUAUAAAGUGCUCACAAUUCCUUUCACAAUAUUCAUAAUCGGCCGUUGCCAGUUGUAGAAUGCUAAAAAGGUCUUAAUCUAAUGGGUGAAAUAAAACGUAUGACAAUU
Messenger RNA from Pelodiscus sinensis (Chinese soft-shelled turtle), 5672 nucleotides. The record is from RefSeq and is a predicted model, not a curated record. Lineage: Eukaryota; Metazoa; Chordata; Testudines; Trionychidae.